AUGUUUUUAGUAGUAGUCGCUAGGCCUAGAUUUGAUGACGGUGAUAAGGAGAUAUUUUCGGGAAAAAUUGGCGUCUUUCCUCUUGUUCAAAAAGUUGCAGCAAAAAGGUCAAGUAUCAAUAGAGCUUCGGGUACACUUGAAACUAAACCGAUUACUUCUAUCACUAAAGAAGUUAGUCGAAAUUUUCUAAUCAAUAAAGUGUUACCUGCAAUUAAAGAAAAAUGGCCGAGAGAACAUGCAAUGGAAACAAUUUAUAUACAACAAGAUAAUGCUCCGUGUCAUGUUUCUAUUGACGAUGAAGAAUUUCGUAAAGCAGCUUCUGAAGGAGGAUUUGACAUCCGUUUAUCUUGUCAACCACCGAAUUCUCCUGAUUUAAAUGUUUUAGAUCUGGGUUUUUUCAAUGCCAUUCAAUCAUUACAACAAAAGGAAGUUUCAAAAUCAGUUGAUGAACUCAUUGAAGUUGUGCAAAACUCAUAUGAUAAUUUUUCUAGCAAACAAUCUGACAAAAUUUUUCUCACACUUCAAUCUUGUAUGAUUGAAAUCAUGAAAAUUAAAGGAUCUAAUAAUUACCGAAUUCCCCAUAUGAAGAAAGAAGUGUUGCUUAAUCGAGGCAUACUACCUACGCAACUAAAAUGUGACCGAGAGAGGUUGGUUCUAGAUCAUGGAAUUUACAUGGAGAAGGAAAUAUGA
Messenger RNA from Lathyrus oleraceus (garden pea), 690 nucleotides. RefSeq lists its product as uncharacterized. The coding region runs from base 1 to 690 and encodes 229 amino acids. The transcript is spliced from 2 exons. Gene Ontology annotation, molecular function: nucleic acid binding. The record is from RefSeq and is a predicted model, not a curated record. NCBI's taxonomy places the organism in Eukaryota, Viridiplantae, Streptophyta, Magnoliopsida, Fabales, Fabaceae.